CGUAACUGGAGUGUGCGACUCCCUCGGCGACUGCAGUGUCUUCUGCUUCUUUCUCCACCCUCUCUCUCUCCCUCUCUCUCUCUACUUUUGCUGCAUCCUUCCUUCUCCCAGGAUGGCGGAGGCUGAACUGCACAAGGAAAGGCUGCAAGCGAUUGCAGAAAAAAGGAAAAGGCAGACAGAAAUAGAAGGAAAGAGACAACAGCUGGAGGACCAGAUACUUCAGCUGCAGCAUUUCAAGUCAAAAGCACUUCGUGAAAAAUGGUUGCUGCAAGGAAUUCCUGCCGGUUCUCCAGCAGAGGAAGAAGCCAGAAAGAGGCAGUCAGAAGAGGAUGAGCUGAAAGUGAAAAAGCUCGAAGGCAACAUCCAUAGGUUAGAACAAGAAAUAGGAAGGCUAGAAAGCGAAGAAUCUCAAAUAUCUGCCAAAGAGAGAAUCAUCUUAGAAAAGCUAAAGGAGACAGAAAAAUCCUUUGAGGACUUGCAAAAGAGCUUUUCACAUCAAGAUGGAGAUGCAGUAAAUUACAUUUACUCCCAGAUCCCUGAACUCACAACCCUCUAUUCACGAACAACAGAGCCAGUUCCUGGGAAAGACGGAACAAGCAGGGUAACUGACCCAAAGGAAUUUAAUGAGUGUUCAGAGGAUAUAAGCGAAAGCCCUGUGGUACAAGUGACAGGCACAGACAUGAAAUCUUCUAGACUCUAUGAGGAUGACAUCAGGUUGAGAAAAGAGAGAGACCGAUACUGUGCCAAUUUCCUGGAGCCUGCUAGUGUUCGUGCAACAAAGGAAGAGAAAAUGGAAAUUGAAGCCCUUGUCUCAGAACAUAAAAACAUCACAGUAGGAACUUCGACGCAUGCAGCAGACAAUCAAACUCACUUACUUUCCCCUGCUGCCAGUCACAAUGGACUUAAAGACAGACACGAAACCUUGGACAGUGAGGUUGCUAAAGAGAUCAGAUAUCUUGAUGAGGUGCUAGAAGCAAACUGUUGUGAUUCUGCUACCGAUAUCCCCUUUAAUGGGAUGACUUCUUCCUCCCCUGAGCCAACAGCAUCUAUUGUUGUGGAUGGCUCUGGUCCAUCUAUUCACAUCACUAAUGAUUCCACAGCACUCAAUGAAAGUGACAUCAUUGUAGUUGGUGGGCAAGCACCUCCAGUGGUUGAACAUGGUGAAAUAAGUGUGGUAUCUGGGAAGCUAAAACCAAAUGGCCAUUCCAUGGAUGUACUGCAAGGGGAACACUGUGAGAAUCUGAAAGUGCCAGUGAGUCCAUGCUCUUCCACAAGCUCAAGGUCUUCCAAAGAUGGAGAAAUACCAUUAGCCACCAUUAAGAAAGAAGCUAAGUUUGAGCUUAGAGCAUUUCAGGAAGACAAAAAGCCAUCCAAGCUCUUUGACGAGGAGGACCCAAGAGAGAAUUACAGAGUGCGUAAAGUGAGACCCUCUGAGGAAAUGAUUGAGCUGGAAAAAGAGAGGCGGGAGCUCAUCCGAAGCCAGGCUGUCAAGAAGAAUCCAGGCAUAGCAGCAAAAUGGUGGAACCCACCGCAGGAGAAAACACUGGAGGAGCAGCUAGAUGAGGAACAUUUGGAGUCUCACAAAAAAUAUAAAGAACGCAAAGAGAAGCAGCAGCAGCAACCAGCAACGCCUGUGAAACACGUCUCCUAUUCCUUUGACCCUCCUGAUCCAGCUAGCAUUAAAAAGGUUGACAUUGUCACAGAGCAAAUAGAUUUUUCAGCUGCACGGAAACAGUUUCAGUUAAUGGAAAAUUCAGGUCAACCGAACAACACAACUGCACCCAAGAGAUCAGGGAACCCCAAAAUGUUCACUAUCCAACCCUUCUACAAACCAAUAGGCCCAUCCCAAAUGGACCGGCGAUCGGUCUCAGUUACAAAACCUGUGUCUAUACAGGUUGGCAAUAAUGAUAUAACUAUUGUAAAAGCUGAGAAGGUCUCUUGCAUCUCAGAUGACAACAGUAUUCAGACCAUCUCUAGUGACCCAAUGCGAGUGUCUCCUUGCAGUGAAUCCGCUAAGCCUCGCCAGGCUGCAAAGAUAUGGUCAGAUGAUAGUGAAUUCACAAGUGUGAAGGCAGUCUUUACAUUGGUGAGGGAUGAUGAGCAGGGCUUAUUAGAUCAGUUCUCCAGGUCAGUCAAUGUGUCUUCCCCUCCAGAGGAACUGGACUCUGGUUUGGAUGAAUUGUCUGUGAGAUCUCAGGACACUACAGUUUUAGAAACACUUUCCAAUGACUUCAGCAUGGACAAUAUCAGUGACAGUGGUGCCUCCAACGAGACAAUGAAUGCCCUUCAAGAAAAUUCACUUACUGACUUCUCUUUGCCCCAGACCCCUCAAGCUGACACGCCUUCUGAAGGUCGGGGAGAGGGUGUUUCAAAGUCUCUUAGCGAUCAUGGCUUUUAUUCUCCUUCUUCACUUGACUGUAUGCUCAUUGAUGACCAGCUGGAAUACCAGGCUGGUCUGUUGGUUCAGAAUGCCAUUCAGCAAGCCAUAGCUGAGCAGGCUGACAAAGUAAGUUCCAAACAAGCAAAGGACACUACAGAGCAAAAGACCUGUCAGGUCAAGGAGCAGGAGAAGAUGGACAAGAUGCCCUCUUCUGAGAAACAGCACAAUUCAACGUUUCAGCCACCUCAGGUGUCAUCUCCUGUGCAAGAGAAACGGGAUACAGCACCAAAGAUGUCUGCAGUUCAAGACUCUGCACUCAGGGAAAGGCAGGUCCCGCUGCCCUCUGUCCUUGCGCACACACCCCAACCAAUCACUGUGGAGGAACCCAAGCCAGAAGUCAGCUAUUUCAGCAAGUAUUCAGAAGCAGCUGAGCUCAGGAGCACAGCUUCCAUUCUGGCUAUGCAAGAAGCAGAGGUGACAGUAGGGCCUUUCAGGCUAAGGUCAAAAAAGCAGAGGACUUUGUCCAUGAUAGAAGAAGAGAUCCGCGCAGCCCAAGAAAGGGAGGAAGAGCUGAAAAGACAAAGGCAGGGUAUACAGCUGACCCGGAGCCCUGUUGCAAGGAGUGCACCUCCGCUACCCACCAGAACUGUGACUUGCAGAACCGCACCAGGUAAAAUAGAGAAGAUCAAGCCACCUCCAUCCCCAACCGCUGAAGGCCCCCCCUCGCAUUCCGACUCCGCAUCAGAUGAAUCUGGAGGAUCCCAAAGGCCCAAGAACCUGAUGCAGACUCUUUUGGAAGAUUACGAAAGUCACAAAACCAAGAGGCGGGAGAGGAUGGAUGAGAGCAGCUACACCUGUAAAUUACUGUCUAACAAGGUUACUUCUGAGGUCCUUGAGGCUACUAGAGUCAACCGCAGGAAGAGUGCCCUAGCCCUGCGGUGGGAAGCUGGCAUUUAUGCUAACCGGGAAGAAAAUGAAUAGUUAUCUUGGCAAAAUGAAAGAGCUUCUUUUCUUUUCUUUUCCUUUAAUUGCAGAGACCAAGAAACCAAAUAAGAGAACAAAAUUUUAAAUUUUUAAAAAAGCAACAUCAUUUUAAUCUGAUAUUUAUUACAAAUGUACCAGUCUCUGCAGUGGUAUGUUCAAGCAAGAGUAAUUCCUAUAUAAUGUA
This is a messenger RNA of Elgaria multicarinata webbii, 3548 nucleotides long. It is a transcript of the gene PALM2AKAP2, whose product is annotated as PALM2 and AKAP2 fusion. The record is from RefSeq and is a predicted model, not a curated record. Lineage: Eukaryota; Metazoa; Chordata; Lepidosauria; Squamata; Anguidae. Gene Ontology annotation, biological process: regulation of cell shape. Gene Ontology annotation, cellular component: membrane. Bases 113 to 3361 code for a protein of 1082 amino acids. The transcript has 11 exons.